This is a messenger RNA of Xyrichtys novacula (pearly razorfish), 36362 nucleotides long. NCBI's taxonomy places the organism in Eukaryota, Metazoa, Chordata, Actinopteri, Labriformes, Labridae. The record is from the annotation of a GenBank genome assembly.
GUGAGGGGGACUGUUGACGGUGUAACACCACAGUUGAUACAAGUCGCCGCUCUCCUCUCCUCACUGUGAAUUUUCAUUUUACCUUAUUUCUCCGUCAUAAAUUUGUGUUUUAGUAGCUUUUAAAUGAGUAACAGAGGGGACAGCGACGAUGACAGCUGUAGCAAACGGAGGGUCGCGUACGUGUACAGCCCGGACUACAUCGAGACUUGUGACAGUUUAUCCAAAGUGCCAAACCGGGUGAGUCAAACUGAAUAAGCUGAUUUUAUCAAUUUAAUGAGUAAAAAUCUGGUUCAUAAUUUUAACAUAGAGUCAGUGGGUUUGUCUCGGUAGCUCUGUUCGGUUUUUGUCAUUGUUCAGCUCGUCUUUAUUCCAUUGUUUCCACUUCCAGGCCAGUAUGGUCCACUCUCUCAUAGAAGCCUAUGGACUCCUUGAACACAUGAGGUGAGAGCUGCUUUACUGAAUAAAUAAGAUAAACAUGAGGUUAUUACACUUUUCCUGAUGAAGAUUUAAGCAGCUAAACAAUCCAGGAUCCUCUUUCCAACACAUUUUGUUUCAUUGAGCACCAAAUGUUUUCAGUGGGUGCUAGUUCAGGACUGCAGGUAGGUUAAUUUAGCAGCAGGACUCUUCUACUACAGAGCCAUGUUGUUGUGAUACCUGUAUCAUCUUUAGAUAUGGUUUCCUCUUUGCAUGGUGCAUAGACAAUGAUUUUGGUAAGGGAUUUUCAGCUCAUGCAGUGAUUCCCACUACAGAGGUGUGCGAAGAUUAGACCCUUCAGUUUUAGUUUCUGGUUUGUCUCUUUCAAAAUGAGAUUUCUACAAAUUCUCUGAAUCUUUUAAGAAUAUUUUGUACUGUAGACAAGGAAACUCCCACAUUUGUAUUUUUGCACUCAGGAACAUUAUUCUAAGACUACUUGCUCGCUGUUACUAACUUGUUAAAAAUCAGACUAAAGGGUUGUGAGUAGGGCUGGGCGAUAUGGGAUAUGGGAUGGGCGAUAACAGUUGUUUGCUACUUGGUGAACCGGAGCAACUCCCCUUUUCAUUGGCUAUUCGUAUAGUCUACCAAAACAUGGCAGAAUGACGACUAUUGAAAAGGAUAUUGACCAUGUUUUGUAUCGAUAUUGACGGGAAACAAUUUUUGAUAUACAUUGUUAUCAUUUUAUCGCCCAGCCCUAGUUGUGAGAUGUUCCUCCAGGUGUUCAUUUCGCAACUUUUCCAGUGUUUUGUUGUCCUUGUCCAGUUUUUUAAAUGCUUUGCUCGCAUCAUACUUGACAUGAUCGUACAUUUUUUGGAUUAAAUUUUAACGUAAAUGAUUUGCAAACCAUCAAAAUCAAUUUUUUUCUUCAAAUUCAACUUUAUUUUUAUGGCACUUUUCAGACAAAAAAAUGUAGCUUAAAGUCCCUCACAGAGGCUAAAAACAACAAUUAAACAACAAUAAAACCCAACCCUCCCACCCACACACACACAAGCGAACACAGAGUGAGAAUUUAAGAUAUAUUGUUAAAGAGACAUGGCCUGACACCGCGACAUUGUGUGAGGAAAGAGCUAUCUUUGGGAAACGCUGGGGAUAAAAGAUAAAAAUUAAAAAAUAAAAUAUGGCCUCAUUUAUUUGCACUAAAGAGAGAAUUUUCUUAAUUUGAAGUCUGUGCGCUUGUUUCUGAUCCAAAAGUGACUCACUUUGCUCUCUUUUUCCUCCUCCAGCAUUAUCAAACCUACCUUGGCCACCAUCGAAGAAAUGGCGAAAUUCCACACAGACUCUUACCUGGAGCAUCUUCAUAAGAUCAGCCAGGACGGGGACAACGACGACCCACAGUCAGCUGACUACGGCCUGGGUAAGAACGGCCAAAAUGAACCUUUUUUUUACACUUUUCUGAGCCUGUAAACCACAAAUAGAUUUCUUUCAAUAUUUUCAAGUGUAGUGUAACUGUGGUUACUUUUUUCAACCAGCAGAGGGAGCUAUAACACAAUCUUAAAAUGAGUUGUAUGUCAAACAAGUACAGGGUGCUGCAGAGGUUUUUAAUUGAAUUUAAUUAAUACAUCAGAAAUGUCUGCCCUCUUCUUUAAGUUUGUUUUCUUUGGUUGGGAUAGAAAUAAACGAGUGAAAUAUGAGAUAUUUGAACCCUGACAUGACCCACACCUCAUCUCAGCAGGGUGGGAUUUCUCAAAAACCCACAUUAGUUUGUUUUUCUUGGGCUGAUCUUUCUCAAAGUCCCUCCUUCUUGGAGGUUCACGUCUCUCACUCUAGACUUAUCCUCAAGUUCACCCUCCUUGUCUCCUGUCCUAUCUGUUUAGCUCCCUUUGUUUCACCCUCUCACCCAUCCGUGCUCUUCCUCGCCCACUCGAUUCAUCCCUCUGGUACUUCCUCCUUUUGUGUGUUCUGCACGCCUCUCUCUGGUCUCAUCCUUCCGGGUUGUUCUAACUGUUCCACCUUUUCCUGCUUCCUUCUGACACCUCUCGGUUUAUUUUAUGACACACUGUUUUCCAUCGGGGAGGGGGUUUAUCAUUUCUGUCUUUCUCUCUUCUUAUUAUUACAAAACCAGUUUCAAAAGUUUCAGGACAGUCCGAUGCUGUGGAAAUGUUAAUGAAAACAGAGUGGGUGAUCUGUUACAUAGUAGGGCCCGACCAUAUGGAUUUUUGGGGCUGAUGCCAAUACCGAUUAUUAGGGGGGAAAAAAAUCCGAUUUCCCAUUUAUUAGCCGAUAUACAGUAUACUAUACUAUACUAUACUAUACUAUACUAUACUAUACUAUACUAUACUAUAUACUGUAGAUAUACUGAAGGCUACUGCUCUUCACGGAAGACCGACUGAUCAAACUCGGACCAGAAAAGCGUUUUCAACAGCCCCAGCCGCUGCGAUCGGUGCCGCCGAUCGAUUCCUCCGCAUCUUAACUCACGUUACUUAUUUCCGGUCCGGUAUCAUCUGGAGACAUGCAGCUGCCUCAGUAAGAGAAGUAGCUCGAUAACUAACGUGUACUGUUGUUUAUUCUACCGUUACUGGCGCUGCUAACAGUGUAGCUAGGCUAAUAGCAGGUGGCUAACUCUAACUUUAGCUUGCAUAUUACAACGUGCUUCACCGUUAACUCGGCGUGACCGAGACCAGCACAGCGGGGAACAUCGUGAAGUGAGUUGAACUGACACUUGUUGACUUAUUGUGUAUUUCACAAACUGAUUUAUUUACCGUUGAGGCGGACCACUCUCCUCCGUGCGUCCCUGAGCUGCCUGCUUCAGAUCCAUUACUCUGCUGAGCUGUGAGGUAGUUAGUGGAUGAAGCUUCUUAUUAUCCGCAUUUUAUUUCUGAAAACAUCGGCGAAAAUCGGCGAGUUUUGGCCGAUUACCAAUUAGUCUCAAACAGGCUAAAAUCGGCAGAUUUGAUCGGCUCGCCGAUAAAAUAGGCUCAAAAUCAGUCCCAAAUCUUCAAUUCUUGUUGCUGUUUUCAAAACUCAAAUCCAUAAAUAAUACAUUUCAUCUACUCUGUUUUUGUCAGUCUAAGUAGAUAUUGUUCCUCUGCCUUCAGGUUAUGACUGCCCGGUGGUUGAGGGGAUAUAUGACUAUGCAGCAGCAGUAGGGGGCGCCACACUAACAGGAGCCCAGUGUCUAAUUGACCAGAAGUGUGACGUUGCCAUCAACUGGGCAGGAGGGUGGCACCACGCGAAGAAGUGAGUUUUCUGUCAUAAUGAUGCUUUGAUAUUUACUAUUAUAGUGUCCUGAUGGGGGCGCCUUGGGUAACGGUCUCGUCUCUCUUUCUGGUCUUGUCUCUCAGGGAUGAGGCGUCCGGUUUCUGUUAUGUGAACGAUGCUGUGUUGGGGAUCCUCAGACUGAGGGAGAAAUACGAGAGAGUCCUUUAUGUAGACGUUGACCUGCAUCAUGGCGACGGUACACAAACACUCGAAAACAUCAAGUCUUCAGAGGGACUGAGUUUGAUUUGACUCCUCUUUCUUUCUCUCUCUCUCUUCAGGUGUUGAAGAUGCCUUCAGCUUCACCUCCAAAGUCAUGACUGUCUCUCUGCACAAGUUCUCUCCCGGAUUCUUCCCUGGUCUGUCCCUGCGAAGGUUCAAACUUCAUGUUUAACGUCAUUAUGAGACAGUUUGAGUUGAGAGAGUUUGUGUUUUUGUUUCCUGUGAAGGUACGGGUGACCUUUGCGACACAGGGCUGGGGAAAGGCCGUUGGUACGCUGUGAACGUCCCGCUUGAGGACGGCAUCAAGGAUGACAGAUACUUCCAGAUUUUUACCAGGUACGACGAACUCGCACACACUCAGAAAUCUCAGCAGAGCUCUGGAGGGAAGUUCCUCUCAAAGAUCCUGGAGUAUUAAGUUGUAUUUUCCUUCUCUUGGCUGCUCCCAUCCCGGAGAUCAGACGUCAGGGUCAUCCACAGAGCAGAGCCUCGGAGCUAAUGCAGUCUCAGCAUUUUAUGAAGGACUCAGCAAAGGGAUUCCUUCCAACAUGAGGGCCCUGAUUUGGGAUUUUCCACUUAAAUGAACCUCAAAAAUGCAAACCUGUAGCAGCUCAGAGAGGAAAAACCGCAGUGUUAAAGCCGGAGCUCUGUCCUCUGUCCUCUGAUUGGUCAAAAACCGAUUUCACCUUCCUCUCUUCAUGACUUGUGUUCUGUUUUUGCAGCGUGAUGCAAGAAGUGCGGGCGCAUUUCAACCCCGAGGCCUUGGUGAUGCAGCUGGGGGCCGACACCAUGGCCGGUGACCCCAUGUGCUCCUUCAACAUGACCCCUGUGGGGGUGGGCAAGUGCCUGCAGUAUGUCUUAGGGUGGCAGCUACCUACACUGCUGCUGGGUGGAGGUACGCUACGAGUGUGUCUGCUGUUUGUGAGUGUUUGUGUGUGAAUAAGUCCGUAUAUGUGUGUGUAAAAACUGUCUUUAGGAAAGUUCGAUUAUGCUCCAAAAACUUGUUUGUAUUUGUGUAUUUUUUUUAAUGGUGUUUAUUCUCUUACACAAUCACACACACACAGACCUACACACAUACCAUGCUCUGUUCCAGACCUCCUCAGCCCUCGGCCAGAUGAUAGCUUCUACUUAUACCGCACAAUGAAGCCAUUUUACUCAACUACAAUCCCACCUCUCUUUCUUUCUCUCGCUCCCUCUCUGUCCCACAUACUUUCACUCCGUUAGAUCCCCCUUUUUAUUUCUCCGUUCUCGUCAUUCUCUCUUUUUUCCCUCAAAUCCAACCUCUUCAUACCUCUUUUCCUGUAAAACUGAACAGAAAUCCUGUUUUUUUUUGUCCUCCUGAGUGAACAGAUUUACAUAUUAAAUGUUGAAACUGGAAGAAAGUUAAAGUUUAUUUAAAUUUAAUAACAGCAACAUAUUUCAAAAAUGUGUGAAAAUGGACGAAAAGACACUUGAAAUCGGACUGAAACUGGCCAAGUGUCCAAGCGUAUGGCCCUAAACCAGACCCACAGGAGGCGCCGCAUUGAAAACAGACGUGACUCUAUAGUGGGAAUUACCGCAUGGGCUUAAAAUACCUUCCAAAAAGCAUUGUUUUAGAAGUCUUGUACCCAGCAACCUCUGCUUUAAAGGGGACAAGGACCACCCAGCUUAUUAUGAGGAUUAAAAAAAACAGCAUCUGUGGUGGUACAAGGUUUGUAAAUACAAAGACACCCCCUCGAGAGAUGAAUGUUGCCAACCGCUUGUUUCUCUAGUUAUACCAACUUUAGUAACGACCGCAGGAUAGCAAUACACAGCGGUCUGAGGAGCCAUAAACAAACCUCAACCAAAACGCCACUCUAUAGCCACAAAUAAUGCUCAGAACAGCACCUAACUUCAUCAACAGGACAUCACAACUCACCUACUCUCUUCCAGCAGCCGCUUGUUUGGAGCGAGACCUCAGUCCAGUCCAUUACGGACUUCAGUGGAGUUUCGCAGCUCAAGGAAGAACAUUAAUGAUAAUUUCUUUAUCAUUUUCUUGAAGUAAUAAUCAUCAUAUUAAUCAUUUUGCACUGCAGACGCAAUAGUUCUUCUGCUUUAGCAUCUUGGUCUGAUUGCAUUUCCAUAAAGAAAUGAUCAUUAAUGUUCUUCCUUGAGCUGUGUCACCCCGCUGCAGUCCGUAGUGGACUGGCAUGAGGUCUCACUACAAACAAUUGGCUGCUGGAAGAGAGUAGGUGAGUUGUGUUUAGUCCAUUUGCUAAAGAAAUUAGGCAAAGUUAAGAAGUUUGGUGGCUAGUACUAUGGCUGUGACCCUAUAUGUCCUGUUGAUGAAGUUAGGUGCUGUUCUGAGCAUUAUUUGUGGUUGUAGAGUGGCGUUUUGGUCGAGGUUUGUUUAUGGCUCCUCAGACCGGUGUGUAUUGCUAUCGUGCGGUCGUUACUAAAGGUGGUAUAACUAGAGGAUCAAGCGGUCGGCAACAUUCAUCUUUCAAAGGGCUGUCUAACUCAGUGUUACGGUGUGUUUGCGCCGGAAUAUCCCUUUAAGGCUGAACCAUGUCAGCAGGUUCAGGACAUCCAGACCAAACCGUUCUGCUCUGGAGUAGAAGUGUCCUACUUUGCUUGAUGGACUGUACCAACUUCUUCCAAACUUGUUGCUGGGAUCAGAUUAAAAACAAAAACUCUAAAGACCCUCUUGAGUUUUUCCCGUCUCUCAUAUCUGUCGUCCUCUUUGUCAUCAGGAGGUUAUAACCUGGCGAACACGGCUCGUUGUUGGACCUACCUGACGGCGGCCGUGCUGGGAAAGACUCUCUCCUCGGAGAUACCAGACCAUGAGGUACGACGGCGCCCGCGCCCUUUUUUUCUCUUAAAGCCACACUCACGUAUUCCCACAUGAACACAAACGCACUCAUUCAUCAAACCGUCACACAAAAAGCACACAAAUACACCCCCUUGUGCUCGCUGUCUGCUGAGUCACUCCAUCUAAUCAAAGAUGGCCGUCGGCUUCUCAAUAAAGGGGUUUGUCUUCAGGUGAGUCAGUCUGUGUGUGUGUGUCUCUCCGUCUUAGUCGGUAUGAAGGUGAACGUGAACAGACAGAAAAUCAGACACGGACCUCAGGUGAGUGUAAAUCAUGUAAGUGGAACUCAAUCUGGUUUAAUCAGGUCACAGCGUGCAUGUCAGCUGAUGAACCCUUUAAAGGGACAGUCCGACAGUUUUUCAGUUCACCUUUUAAGCGCAGGAAACCGUCUCUGUAAUCGAUGUUUGUCGAGAGGACGACGUGUUUUCUCAUUUUCUCAUUAAGGAAAUCAAAUAGAGACGUCUUCUCUCAUAAUAGGAAUCAGUGCACCCAUCUGUCUUUACGCACAAAGAGUCCCUUUCUCCACCAACUGAUUUUUGAUAUGUGUGUGUGUGUGUGUGUGUUGUGAGCGCGAUGAAGGUACCUCUUGUUCCUCCUUGUCAGCAUCCAAUGGCCCUAAAUAGCCUUUGACCUCAUUAAGAAGCACUCAGUGAAAACAAAGCAACUAUCAGUGCGGGGCAGCUGCCGCAGAUGAUGAAGAGGAGGGCAGAGCGCACACACACACACACUCACACACUCACUCACACACACACACACAGCUUCUCCCUAAAAUCAGAGGUAUAAGACACAAACACUCUAAUGGCUUUUCAGAGCUUGGAAUUUAAAGUGCUUAUUGGCGUCUUUUUCCAAUUUUGUGGGUAAUAUCGAUCUACUUUGGAGGUCACUCUCGACUAAAGUUGUAGCGCUACACAACUUUACGCUGUUGUGUGUGUGUGUGCGCGAGUGUGUGUGUGUGUUCUUGGCCCUGUCUGUGCCCGUUGUGCUCGAUAAGAGGGGCAUUUAUCCAUGAUGACCAAGCAAAGCCGGAGUUCCAGCGACACAGGAACAAAAACUACCUUUGUGCCCUCUUCUUUCUGUGUGUGUGUGUGUGUGUGUGUAACCAGCAUGCCUUACUGUAGACAAAAAGCACAUGAAUGCACACAUUCAUUACAGUUAGAUAAUGCACAGGCCUGUUUUAUAACUCUUUUUUUGUUUCAUUGUGUGAUUAAUUACACUGGAGGAAACUAUCCGUUAUGGAGCCGCUCUCAAAGCCACGUUUUGAUUUAUUAAAACAGCUCGAGUGGAAGUUAAAUACUGAUAAAUAAUUCUGUUUUUUUUAACUGUGCUACAUCCUUUUUGCUCUAAAUGACAAAUUGGUACCAGGAGUUUUAUAAUAAUGAGCAUAGACUGCAGCAGCAGCAGCAGCUCAAAGCUCAGUCCACUUCAGAGGCUUAUUUUUGCCUCUUACUGUCUGAUUGCUUUUCAAGUGUCACUGUACAGAAGAUCUCCAUAGAGACAGACCCUCUUGUAAAGGUAAAAACAUAUUAACUAACAUAAACAGCCUUUGCAUGGUUUUAUUGAAGCCAACAGACCCUGUUAAAGCUCAAUCAGGUGAUAUAACUCGACUACUGUCUUUGUUUACAAGCAUCAAGCAACAGAAGCAUGUCCUCCUCCGCUACAGUAGGUGGCGGCAUGCCGGUUGACCUGUUACGUAUCCAAACAUUCAGCAAAACGCUUUGACAAGAGGGUAACAGGAUUUCUUCCAACAAUGAAAACAUUGUAAUUUUUACAGUUUUUUACCGUUUUUUUUUCUAUAACAGGGAAGUUUUGACUUUUUUUUACAUCUUUUCUUUGUCUAAAUUUUUGUUUACUACCUAGCGCCGGUUGACCUGCUACGUAUCUAAACAUUCAACAAAACACUUUAAGAAUAGGGUAACAGUUCGUCAAAUGAUGAAAACAUUGUCACUUUUACAGUUUUUUACCGUUUUUUCUACAACAGGGAAGUUUUGACUUUUUCUUUUUUUUUUUAAAUUUUUUCUUUGUCUGGUGAGAUUUUUCUUUAUUACCUGGCACCGAUUAACUUGUUAUGUAAACAUUCAGCAAAACACUUUGACAAGAGGGUAACAGGAUUUUUUCCAACGAUGAAAACAUUGUAAUUUUUACAGUUUUCUACCGUUUUUUCUACAAUAGAUAAGUUUUGAUUUUUUUUUUUACAUCUUUUCUUUGUCUAAAAGAUUUUUUUUUUACUACCUGGUGUCGGUUGACCUGUCAUGUAUCUAAACAUUUGGCAAAAUGCUUUGACAAGAUGGUAACAGGAUUUUUUCCAAUGAUGAAAACAUCGUCACUUUUACAGUAAAUUACCGUUUUUUUUUUCUACAACAGUAAAGUUUUAACUUUUUUUAAACAUCUUUUCUUUGUCUGAUGAGAUUUUGGUUCAAUACCUGGUACCAGUUGACCUGUUAUGUAUGUCAACAUUUAGCAUGAGGCUUUGAAAAGAGGGGGUUAAUGGGUUUCUUCCAAUGAUGAAACAUCAUAACUUUUACAGUGUUUUACAGUUUUUCUACCAUUGGGAAGUUGUCACCUUUUUUUAAUCAUCUUUUCUUUGUCUGAUAAGAUUUUUGUUUACAACCUGGUGCCAGCUGACCUGUUACAGUUCUUAACAUUUGGCAAAACGCUUUGACAAGAUGGUAACAAGAUUUCUUUCAACAAUGAAAACAUUGUCAAUUUUACAGUUUUUUACUGUUUUUUUUCUACAAUAAGGAAGUUUUGACGUUUUUUACUCCUUUACUUGGUCUGAUGAGAUUUUUGUUUACUACCUGGCGCUGGUUGACCUGUUCUGUAUCUCAACAUUUAGUGUAAGGCUUUGACAAGAGGGUAACAGGGUUUCUUUCAACGAUUGUCACUUUUACAGUUUUUUUACCGUUUUCUUUUUUCUAGCAAUAGGGAAGUUUUUAGUUUUAUUUACAUCUUUUCUUCGUGUGAUGAGAUUUGUGUUUACAACCUGGCUACCUAGCUUUGCAUUCGUGCUUUUCGAUCCCGAGCCAAAUUACCCAGGUCCCGUAAGAAGUUCGAUUUAUUCCAGUUUCAGUUGGAUUAAGGCAAUACAACUUUGAAAUAUAUGAAGUAAAGCAGACCCUGAGCUUUGUUAGGAAAAGGCCCUAAUUUAGAAGAUACCAGAAAUACCAGAAAACUGACAAUCAUCUAUCAAACUGACAUUAAUAAAUAAAGAAUAAGGGCACAUUUUGUUUAUAAAAUUUAAAAACAGGGACUUGAAAGUUUGUUUAAUCUGCUGGAAUUUCACUAAAAUCCACCCAAACAAACUUUAUUUUGGUAUUUUAAAGUUUCUGUUUGUUUGAGUAAAAAUAGUUUCACUUUUUUUUUUCCUCGUCUGUCCCGGAGAAAGUUCAGUUUUUCAGUCUCAGACUAAACGAUUUAAAAGUAGUGACUCAAAACAACACAAGCAUCAAUCAGACUCAACCGGUCACAUCACACAAUAGCGCUGUAAUAUUCACUGAUUACCGGACAAAAUAUUACACCGCAGAUAACCCACACAAUGGUUCUGCUGCAGCCGCACUUGUCUGACUCCAAUAUCUUGUAAAAACACCAGUAAAAGGGGCUUUUGUGGUUGGAGCCGACAGAUCCAGAGUCAUUAACCUUCCCUGUUGACUUGUAUUGUCUGGUAGCAGUUAGCUGAUCCUUUCUGACCCCUCAUUGUGUGACGGCGGCGAAGACAAUCUGCUUGUGAAUCAGAGGGCAGCAACAUGGGACUGUCUAAGAAUAGCCGCAGAGGUCAAAGGUUAGUUAGUGUUACUGAUUGGCCUGCUGUUGGGACUGUUUGCCUAACCUACUUGGAUUUUUGAGGAACUAUUUUCUGUGUUACGCCGAGUCCUCUGAGAGCAUUUAUUUGCAGUGUUUGUUGUUUGCAUGAGCCGUUUUUGAUGUUAAAGCUCAGCGUAAGAGGAGCCGAUAGGAAGUUAUCUUUUACCAAAAACGUCUAUGGGAACAGUGGAGGGGUAUCAUGCCACAACAGAAGCCACAUUAUUAUUGGUUCUCGAGUUUAUUUGGAGUCUCCUCCUCUGGAAGAAAAAAUAGCAUGAAAAACAGUUCUUUGGCUGACCCGUGUGGUGAAGGUAUUUAACUUUUCCUGCUGCGGUAAACCUCACUGAUCUUGUGAGACUGAGUGUCUUCAACAAAUUACAGUAAGUACAUAAAUAUUUGUGCCUGGGGCUGUGCUUACAUCCCUGCAGCACAUGACCAGGAUGGAGCAUCAGGGUAUCUAAGGCCAACAUACUGUUUCGACUUGUUUUUGUAGCCGAAAAAGGAAGGAAUCUAUAUCUGCUCGGGGUUGUCGCAAAUUAAGUGACAAUUAUAACGAGGAAGCAAUAUGCAAGAGUCGUGCCAGCGAACAAGAAGGUCUCCUAGACUGGCAAAAUUGGCACACCAACAUUCCUGCAUGACUAUCUUUCUUUUUAAGUAAGAACAAGCAUGGAGAAACCUGGACAUCACGAGUCGAUUCAGUUCUCUGGUUGUAGCAAUUCCCCAUUCAGCAGUUCUAGCUUCACUCUUUCAAUAUCUGUCGAAUUGCUUUUAUGGACCUGCUCCACAUGCUAAACAAUGUGUCAAGUGCUAUUGUCAUGAACGGAAAACGACGUAAGCCUGGUUGAUGCUUCUCCGUUGACUAAAAGCCGCAGCUACGACCAGACCAAACGUCCGAACAACUCUACUAACAUUUGCCUUAACAUCGGUGGUGCAUUUUUAAUGCUAGCUUUAUCGCCAGUUGUUGGUUGCACAAUUCUGCUCGUUGGUUUACCGGAAAGCAUGGCAGCUGAAUCUUGGUAUGAUGUUGGGCAACAGUGGAGGAUGGUGAUACCAGAAAUGUUGUAAACGAGAGAAAACAUGAUGCUACCCUGUGGACCAAUCAGAGGACUCCUAUUGUUUCAGGGUGUCACGACAUACAAGGGCUUCAUGUGAUCUAACCAAGCUGUCCAAAGCCUUGUUUUUGCUUUUAAGAAUUGGUUACCAUGGUGAUGGGAUUUUAACCAAUCAGAAUCAGAAGUAUCUUACAUAGCUGGAUGAUUAAAUUUGAUGAUCAUACCGUUUACAAGCUGUAACCAAGACACGCCGUCAACAGAUGUUCAAAAUCUGAACAGUCGCAUUUCCUUAAAUGGUCGUUAUGACAAGUAUGAGUGAACUGUGGUUUUGAUGUCCUUAUGUGACCAAUCAGAGAUCAGUAUGUGUUUCUGAAGGGAUCUCACCUGUAGUUAUGAAACUUCAGAGAAGUGUUUGGUAAACACUCUGUCCUCUGGGCUUUAAUCAUAACUCACCCCUCGACACUAACACCCCCCCUCCUCUCUGCUCUCGUUCUGUUUUCGGACGUUUCCCAGCAGUCCAGUUCCUCCCGGCCGCGCUGCUCGGAUAAAAACAAACCACAGAUCCAAACUUCCUGCGGCUGCCCUGCUGCCUCAGCGGGCCAACGCACGGGCCGUGUACUCUCAGUGCUGCUGGUGUGAAUCCAGCUCGUAUCCUUUGUCACAUACAGUACCCUCCCCUCUUUCAGCCGCUCUGCUCUUUCCUGUCUCUGCUGAACGCUCAUGAAGCACAUAUUGUACAUGCUAUAAAUAUUCUACAAGCGGAAACUGGCACACAUGUGCUUGUUUUGGUUACUUUUAUUCCCAAAACAACCAUUUGUUCACAUUUCUGUUGCUACGUGCUUCGUCACAUGCCGCUAUCAUCUGUUUGGUUGUCGGUUUGUGAAGUAGAGGAACUGCAACCGUUGCUAACACCCCAAAAACAUGGAUGUAAUCGAGAAGUUCCAGAUCCAUUUGGUAAUUGGUGACCAUUAUUGGGAAUGCUGACUCACUUUGACUCUUGGUUGACCCACCAAAAGGCCAACGGGUUCUGUUGAGGUGGGCCUUUAGCCAACCGUGUAUCUGUCAAAGGGACGCCUCUCAAGUCAGACUGGAGUAUCUUCAAAACCAGUGUGUUGUAACAGAACAAACUCCCUGCACAGUGUCGUAUUACGUGUCUAGUUAUUCAGGGACUCGGGUUGGCCUUCGUUACAGCUCAAAUAUUAAUAAUAAUAAUGAUAAUGAUAAUGGUUGACAUUGGAAUUGAGGACAAACGCAGCCAGCAACAGAAGAAAACACAAAUGUGUGUCUGUCUCAGAGCCGCACAGGAAGGGAGGACGUCUCUGGUCCCAGAUUGGCAGCGGGGAAGCGUCCCGCCUCUUUACUUCCUACUUCCUAUUUUCCUGUCUGCAGCCCCUUCCUGUCCUGCCCCUCGCUGCCGUCACGGACGUGCCGGCUCCCAGAGUCACGGGCUCAAUCACCGGAAACUUCACAUCAGUCGAGUGUGCGAGAUUCUGUGUUUGUCGAGGCGACGAGGAAAUACGUCUGUUUACAAAAUAACAUGAGACUUUGGAUUUAUCCGUUUCCAUUCAUCUCUUAUCGAUAUACGCUGAUCAAAAUGCGGCUGUUUAGAUUAUUUGAGCGGAGCAUGGCAGAGAAAGCGGUCGGUGGGUGUUGGGACGUUGCAACAAUGAGCCGAAAGAGUUGGUUUCCUGCCAUGUUUCCUUCUGGGAGUCAUGACUGUGUUUUCAGCGUCUGUUUUUCUUUCAAGUUCAUGGACAUGCCUGAUCCCACAUGAUGGAUGAACCUUCAUUCAUCACUUCUUAUCUCACUUUUAAUUUUCCUUUUUGGCAGAAUGUUUUCAUAAACCCGUCAGGCCUCUUAUUUUGAAAACUUUCUUUGUCCUGCCAGUUUAGAUCAUCUGUUAUUUGGUCUUUUUCAUAAUAAUUGACUCACACAAAAUAAAAAAAAUAAACAAAAGUUGAAACAACAUUACAUUGCUCGUCAAUGACUAAAUCAGUGACUUUGAUUUUGUAUUACUGGGACUUAAUUCUCCAGAUAUAACAACUUUAAUCACUUGAUCUCCAACUGGCAAUAUAAUGACUUUAAUCUUGGAACAUCACUUUAAUCUCAUUAAAUACUAGUUUAGAUAUGUAGCAUGUUAAUUUUUUUAUCUUGUAACAAAGUUUAUUUUCAAGCAGCGACUUUAAUCUCUAAAUAAAACAACUAUAAUCAAGUAAUGUAAUAACCUAAAUAUCUUGAGGCAGGAAGUUUUUUUCACAUCUUUUCUCAUAAUUUUUUGUCAUCAUAUCAUUACUUUAAUCGAGAAAAAUAACAACUUUCGUCUUGUAACACAACUUAACUUUUGUUGGCAUAACAUAGACAGUUAAAUGUCUUAUCCUAACAACUAUAAUCAAGUAACGUAACAACUUAAUAUCUUGCAGUCGUGAGGACUUUUUUCUCAUAGCUUUUCUCAUAAUUUUUUCUCAUUAAAACAAUAAUCUGAUUAAAUAACUUUUGUCUUGUAACACAACGACUUUAGUUUUGUUGGCGUAUCAUAGACAGUUUAAUCUAGUACUAUAACAACUUUAUGUCUUGAGGCAUGAGGACUUUUUUCUCAUAUCCUUAUAUUUUUUCUCAUCAUAGCAUUACUUUCAUUGUAUUAAAUAACAACUUUCGUCUUGUAACCCAACAAUUUAAGUUUUGUUGGCGUAACACAGACAGUUUAAUCUCGUACCAUAACGACUUUAUAUCUUGAAGCUUGAAGACUUUUUCUCAUAUCUUUUCUCAUAUUUUUUUCUCAUCAACACACAACUUUAAUCAGAUUGAAAAACAACUAUCGUCUUGUAACACAACUUUAGUUUAGUUUGUGUAACAUAGACAGUUUAAUCUUGUACCAUAACAACUUAAUGUCUUUAGGCGUGAGGACUUUUUCUCAUAUCUUUUCUCAUAUUUUUUCUCUUUAACACAUAACUUAAAUCAGAUUAAAUACCAUAGUUUGUCUUCUAACACAACAACCUCAGUUUUGUUGGCGUAUCAGACAGUUUAAUCUCUUACCAUACCGACUUUAUAUUUUAAAGCAUGAAGACUUUUUCUCAUAUCUUUUCUCUUUUUUUUUUCAUCAGCACAUAACUUUAAUUGGAUUAAAUAACAACUUUUGUCUUGUAACACAACUUUAGUUUAGUUGUGGUAACAUAGACAGUUUAAUCUAAUACCAUAAAAACUUAAUAUCUUGAAGCAUGAAGACUUUUUCUCAUAUCUUUUCUCAUUCUUUUUCUCAUCAUAGCAUAACUUUAAUCUGAUUAAAUAACUUUAGUCUUGUAACAACAACUUUAGUUUCGUUGACAUAGACAGUUAAAUCUCGUACCAUAAAGACUUUAAUCAACAACUAUAAUCAAGUAACGUAACGACUUAAUAUCUUAAAGCAUGAAGACUUCAUUCUCAAAUCUUUUCUCAUAUUUUUUCUCAUCAUAGCAUAACUUUGAUCAGAUUACACAGCAAAUUUAGUCUUGUUGGCGUAAUCUAGACAGUUUAAUCUCGUACCACAACAAUUUUAAUGUCACAACAUAACGACUUGGAUCUCAUUCCAUAACUAUUCAAAUCUCAUAACACUUUAACGACUUCAGUCUCGUAAAUUUUUGUCUGGUUACACUUAGAUAUUCUAAAAUAACAACUUUGUUUUCGAAAUCUCCAUUUUUUAUUAACGAGGCCCUAAAACUUUAUCUCUAGUUCUUCGAUGGCAUGAAUUGAAUUUAAACCGUCAUAAACAGUAGGUUGAUUUAGAGGUCGAAGGUUUGGAGAGCGCUCAGAUUCAGAGAGAGAGAGAGAGGGAUGUGUACGUGCGUUAUGUGACUGUGAUUUGGACAGCGGGUCGUUUUUUUUCCUCUCCUUGUUGAAAACAUUUAUUAGAUAGCAGCUUGAUAGCAGACACAGUCCAUUUGUUUCCAGAGACGUUUUCCCCUCCGCUGUGCAGCUCAGCAUCCUUCAUAACUGGAGAUCCUGCUGAUGGCUGUAAAAACAAACAUGCUCACACACACACACACAUACGCACACAUGACUGUCCGCAGAUGGGCUCGUGCAUGCUAACACACUCUCGGCUGUGUAUGUUCUGUUUUUCAGCUCAUGCAUAACACAGCAUGCUCACACAAACAAACACGAAAUGAGUGAUUGGGCUGUAAUCGGAAAAAAAAUACAGGCAUGUAUAGACAAAGACACUCUGGGGCGACGUAUGGAAAAAACAUUAUCACAGUUAUUAAAAUUGAUAUUAAGAUGGUGAUUAUUUAACAGGAUUAGGAACAGGAGAUGAACUUUUAAACCUCUGAAACCUAAAACUCUGAUUCUUAAAAACAAACAAACAUUAAAAGACAAGAAAACAAAUAUUAAUAAAGAGGAGUGUUAGCUCACUGUAAUCGGUCAUGUUUACCUCUCUGUCGUCGUGGUUACGCCGUCCCUGGGCUUUUCAGACAAAGUCACAGAAGCUCAGACCUUCCUCCUCCUCCUCGUCUUCCUGCCAGAGACUGAACCCGAGACUCCCUUGUGCAUCCAUGGAUCUGAGCCGUGUUAUGCAAUCUUAUGUCUGCACAACCUCAAAAAUAUGUGUUAUGACUCAUCGACUUUGUUGAAUCAUUUUGCCUCUAUUUUGAAUUACAUGUCACAGGUUUUUUUUUUUAUAGCUACAACAGAUGCUGAUCGUCUCAGCCAAUUAAACACUUAGAACUCCGCUGGAUCGCCGGCAAUUCCACGUGACUCCAUUAAUAUUGUUUACAGUUUCUCAGGAACUAUACCGUGUAUCUCUAUGGGAUGAAAAGUGUUCAAAAGUUUACCCUUUUGGCGAUCUAUCGAGGGUUUCCAGACAUUUCUACACCUGCCACAAGGUUUACAAUCCAGCCACAAAAAUAGGUGUUUGAUCAGAGACGUUUCUUUCGACCAAUUACAUGGUCUCAUAUUCUUCCCCAUUGUUCGUUUGAUGGUAGUGUCCAAUAAGACGCAAUCAAAGAUCAACAAGAGACAAAAAAGUUCCCUGCUUGUCUGAAAAAUAAGAAAUAAUGUUCCUCAAUGUUUGGAAACAAGCAAAGAAGAGAUCAAGAGCAGUAUGAUGUGGUCCUCUAUCUCAUCCCAGACAGGAACUGCUUCAAGGAGUGUUUGUUCCAAUCCCAAUAUUUCUUCUCCUGAUAGCCAAGACUUGAGAGAAUUAUGUGCAGGUGAGAAAAGGCUUGAUCACUGAAGAUUUAUGUGAUUUUGAGCAAAGUACUGUUGGGAUCAAUCUCAGUUUUUGUUUUUUGGUUGACUUGGAUGGUUUUGAACGUUCUGUCAUAUUCGCUGUCGACAUCGUUUUCUUCCGCUUCAUCCGGGUCCGGGUCGUGGGCAGCAGCUUCAUGAGGGAAGCCCAGACGGCCCUUAUGCCACUUGAGGCAGGACCUCCCCUCCUACCUGGAGAAGGCAAUUUACCUUUUUCCGACUGAGGACCAUGGCUUCGGACUUGACACACUCAGCCACAAACCACCCCAGCAAGAGCUGAAGGUCACUGCUCAACGAAGCUAUAAGUACCACAUCAUCUACAAAAAGCAGCGACCCAAUCCUCUGUCUGCGGAACUGGACACCCUCCGCCCCCCUGCUGCGCCUUGAAAUUCUGUCCAUAAAGGUUAUGAACAGAACCGGUGACAAAGGGUAGCUCUGGCGGAGUCCAACUCUCACUGGAAACGAGUCAUAUUCAUUUCACAUAACUUUUGCACCCAUAAACUGACAGCUGAGGUUGUCCUGAAAAAAACUUGCUUAUAUAUUUGCUAUGCUUGAAAGGAUUGAGUUGCGACAUAGCUUUUUACAAAAAAACAAACGGACCAAAACUAGCAAAAUGUAGCUGGGAGUUCUAAGAGCUAAAGAGGAACCAAAAGGAGGACCGUCACGCAAGCUAGGCUACAGUUUUUAUUCCGCUCUGACCCUCAUCUCUGCGUGUUCUGCGCACCAAGGCCAGAGCUUCCCACACAAACGUGAUGUUACAAACAGUGACUGAUGGGCAGAGGGUCCAUGUUCAGGACCGUGUAAAUAAUCCAAGACCUUCCACUAUUCAUCUCCCUGUGAGUCUCUGCUGAAGACAUCGGAGCCAGUCAGCGGGUAUGUUCUGUCUCCUGACCUUGCCCAGGUGACGUAAACGCGCUGCGUCACUGACUCAUGAGCUAAAGCCUCUCUGUCUUUUAUAAUUCAUCAUUUCACUGUCUCUAACACUCGACUCUAAGCAUCUUCUGUCAUCUUUGAAGGUCUUUGUAGUCGGAGAAGUAUGAGUAAUAUCGUAGCCACGCUUUUGGAGAAUGUUUCCUUUAGGAGUGUCUGAGCCUCUCUCGUCCUCCCUUCCUCUCGCUUUUCUCCCCGUGGUCAUCCAAGCCAAACAAGCACGCAGCAAGAGUGUGUGUGCGCGUACGAUCGGAGCGCGUGUUUGUGUGUCGCUGGACAGCAGGAGGCAGAGCACUGGGUUCAUGGGAAUACAUUGCGGGUGUGUGUAGAGUAACUUCCCUCAUGUUGAGCUCUGUGGAGACCGGAGGUAAGACACAGAAAGCUCAUCUGGACUAAUUGAAAACAGACACACGCUCACGUAGUUUCACUUUAGCGUGCGUGUACUUCUUCUGUCUGACUUAAACACACUCGUACAAGGUUAUUAAAGAAAGACAGAGUUGUCUUUGUCUUUCAAGAGCACUAAAGUAUACUCCUACUGCAUGUUAGCUCAGCUGUGUGUUUGUGUACAUCUGCUCAGGCCUCUCUGUGUGUGUGUGUGUGUAUGUUGUGUAAUAAGCCGUCUGAAGUCCUCUCUAAUGACAUCCAUCCAAUCCACUAAAGACGUUCAAUCACAAACAAAAGAUCCCCGUCUCUGAAAUGACCCGGCCAUUACAGCGCAGAAACCAUUACGGGAUGUUCGGGCCAAUUAUCUCUGCAGCCUCGAGAGGAAAACUGGCAUUUUAGGCAAAGCAUCUGGACCUUUUCAGUCUCUGAAAGAUCGGAUUUAAAAGGUGAAACAUCAGAAAAUGAACCUGCAAUCAUCUUCAUUUCAGCUGAUCCAUGCGAACCCUCCAAAGAGUGUUAAGGUUCCUGUUCAUUCGAAGGAUCCCAGCUUUCAUGAAACUUGGUGGAAAGCCUGAUCAUGCGUCAUUGAUAAAACCUAUUUAAGAUUGGAACUAGACAAGCAAUCAUACGGUCAAAUUGAGUUCUUGUGAACACAUGAAGUGGUCCAGCGUGCAGAUGCGUUCCAGACUAAUGCCCUUAGCGGGGGUCAUGGCUCCUCUGCCCUUCCUGUUUAAUCUUCCUCUCACAAUCACACCGAACAUCCACUUGAUUCAGGUAUUCAGAGAUUAAUCUUUGAAAAUUUCAUUUCUCAGGCCUGGGUCUGUUUGAGCAAAACAAGCAAUCAAAAAUAUCAAAUUGACUUCGAAGGGAGCUUGUUAUGAAAUAGUUUGAAUAUUUACAAACAUUGCUCAUCUGAUUGGCAAGCCAAAACCAUAAUUACUGAUGUUAGUGAUGAAUCAGUUUAGUUAAAUCCUGAAGAACAGGCCUGACUGUGAAGUAAACAGCAUCUUGUUCAAUCGCUUUUUUGUCAGUAUUUUCUCUUGGUCGUUAGCAACUCGGAGUUCACUGAAUCACUUCUACUCAGAUCUUUCUUUAUUAUAUCAUAUCUCAACAUAUUGUCUUAUCAUACCCUAUAGUGGGAUAUGGCAUGGGUAUCAUAUUGUAUCAUAUUGUAUUGCACCUUAUUGCAUCACAUCGAAUUAUAUCGUAUUCCGCUUUGUUGUGUUGCAUCCCAUCGUAUCAAAUUGCUCCUUAUCGCAUCGCGUCAUAUUGCACCUUAUCGCUUUGUAACAAACUUCACCUUAUUGUAUUGCACAGCAAGGUACCAUAUUAUAUUGCACCUUAUUGUAUUGCAUUGUAUCUUAUCUUAUCAUAUUGCAUUGCACCUUGUCACUUCACAUCGUUUUGUAUCAUAUUGCACCUUAUCGCAUUGCGUCAUAUUAAAUCAUAUUGCACUUUAUUGUGUUGCAUUGCAUCGUAUCGUAUCAUAUUGCACCUUAUCGCUUUGUCACAAAUUGCACCAUAUUGUAUUGCACAGCAUGGUACCAUAUCCUAUUGCACCUUAUUGCAUCGGACUAUAUCGUACUGCACUUUAUUGUGUUGCAUUGCAUCGUAUCGUAUCAUAUUGCACCUUAUCGCAUCAUAUUGCACCUUAUCGCAUUGUUUCAUAUUGCACCUUAUCGUAUCGUAUCAUAUUGCACCUUAUCAUGUUGCAUUGCAUCGUAUUGUAAAGUAUCAUAUUGCACCUUAUCGCAUCAUAUCGUAUUGCACCUGAUUGUGCCUUAUUGCAUCCUAUCAUAUCGUAUUGCACCUUAUUGCGUCACAUCAUAUUAUAUCGUGUUGCACUUUCUUGUGUUGCGUCGCAACGUAAUAUAUUUUAUUGCACCUUAUCACAUCGUAUCAUAUCCUAUUGCACCUUAUUGCAACACAUCGCAUCGUGUCAUAUUGCACCCUACUGCAUCGUAUCGUAUCACAAUGCACCUUAUCGUAUUGUAUCGCUUUGUAUCAUAUCGUAUUGCACCUUAUUGCAUAACAUUGUAUUGUAAAGUAUCAAAUUGCAUCGUGUUGUUUCGUGCCCUACCGUAUCAUAGGACUGUUCCAGGGGUCAAAUUUCAACUUUUACAGUCAGCUUUACAUGACGUGAGAAUAGACAAUCAGAAACAAACAUUGGGCAUCUACAUUUUUGGCACGUGGAGCAUGUUGGAAGGAAUACACAUCAUUUGCUUCAGCCCUCAGUCAUGCAGUCUUGCUCUGAGAGCUCUGGUGCGUCCUUGCAGUCCAAGGCUUUCACAACAGUCACUCCAAUGAACUGACGCACUUGUGGUCAAACCUGGCCUCCGCGUUUGUUUUGCUCUCAUGGCACUGAGUCACAGCCCGAAAAAUUCCCUGCAAAUAUGUUUGUUUAACGGACAUGCUCUGGUUUUAACUUCUGGUUGAACCCAUUCUCUGGAUUUCCACCUGUUUUUCUUCUCUAUUCUUUUUUCUCGGCUUGUUGGCUGGUUUUUGUUUCGUGGAAUUAGUCUGACUCUGCAUGAAAUGCCAGGAGUCUUUGGUAUUUGUUGAAAUCAUCUCAACCUUUUUUUUUUCCUGUGUGUUCUUGCUGAUGAGGCCCAGGCUGUCAGGGGAGAGUCUGACUGAUUUGUGGUUCGUCUUUGUUUUGCAUUCUGCAUGAACCAGACUCGACUUUUUCUUACAUUUCUUUGUGCUAAUGCAACCCCUAGACAACACAGUGUGUUCAGAAUAUACAAGAAACAUAUGUCCAUGGAAAUGCUCUGAUGUUUCUCUUUGGUGCAGACUGAAAUAUCUCAUCGAGUAUGGGACAGAUUGUCAUAAAAGCUUGUACAGAUACUCACAGUGCCCAGGCAUCAAAUCCCUUUGACAUUGUUGUAGAGUUGAUUUUUUUUCCCUCUGCCACCAUGAGGUUUGUGUUUGUGGUUUUGAGUGGAAUAUCCCUUCAACCAUUUGAUGGAUUGCUGCGUAAUUUGGCAUGGGCAUCGAUGACUCCGUCGGGAUGAGCUAUUGAAAGCUGUAAUCCCCGCAGCUUUUCCUCUGAUGCCAUCAUAUAAUUAUCCAACACUUUGGUUUGUGACCAACGACUGCAAAACUAGUUUCUCGAUUUGGGUCAGUUGCAGGUAUUUCCAUGAUACAUCAGCGCAGAUGGAUGUAUUAAUUCAGGACUCGAGGAUCCAGCUUUGAUCACGGAAAUUUUUAGGCAUUAGACAUCCUUGUAAAUCCUAUUACGUCGUGAUGGAGGGAGUUCAUAAAUCUGACAAAAAGUCCCAGGCUGGAUUUGUUGCUAACUGGCUAAAAAAUGAAUAAUACUGUCAGAUAAGAAAUCUUUGCAGGAGACGAUGAGAGUCAAAGAGCUUGGACCUGAUCUGCUCAGCAUCGUUGAGCAGUGGCAUUCUUUAGCAAUCAACUUAACAUGGAAACAAAAACAAUGUAUUGCUUCUGUUUUGCACCAAGCGCUAAUAUCAUCAUUUUAUCCGCCGGGUAGUGAAGCUUCAUGACGACUACAAGGGGGCAUCCUGGAUUUAGGUUGAUCGAGACCUCUGUGGCACCUGAGGGUAGCGAGGUUAUAUUCUGUGUCUGUUAGUCUGCUUUCCAGGUCAGCAAUGAUUUCUUCAGAAACGUGGUUUUCUACCUCCAGCUUGGCUGUAAUAAUAUCCAGCUUGUUGGAAAUCAUAGAUAUCUUCUCCUCCAUGAUAGCCGCCACUUUAGCUGUAGUCUCCGCCGCCACCGCAGCCACAAGAUUCGCUGCUACCUCGCCAUCUGUAGCAGUAGCUCCACCGUCGACUUGUUGGCUAGUAGUUCUCUGGACCAACGCUUUUGCGGCCUUGUUUGUCGGCAUUUCUUUGCCAGAGAUGUUAAUCGAUCACUCGAGUUUCGAUUUAUUAAGUAAGGCUACGUAUAUGACUCUUAAAAUAUGAGUUUGUAGAUAAUUCUGCCAGGAGCUAUCUGGCCAAGAUCCUCUCAGUACGACGUUAUCACCAGGAAAAAAAAAAACAAAAUAAUAUUUGGUUGGUUUGUUUUGAAGGAGUUUUCCGUAAAGAUGUGCUUUCGGGACCAAAAACAUUUUUGUUUACUCCUGAAUUCGUUUCUGGGACUUAGAUCUCGUUCACUUCUUGCUAACGACUGCAUUGAUACGUAAGUGGUCAACCAGCAGACAACCCAAUAGUACUCAAUAAUGUUGUUGCCAUAUUGAACAAUGUAAACAUGCGUUUAAAAUCCAGCUACUCCAAAGUUCAUCCUCACCGAGCUGCUAGCUUAGAUUUGCUUUGACAUAACCGAUAGAAAUCUAAAAAAUGUGACGAAAUAAAUCCGAUGAGAGAAAUGGUUUUUUAGUCUUUGAUGUUUUAAACUGUUCUGAAUUUAUCUCAAACUCUUAAAAGCCAGUGUAAAUAUUCAUCAGCAGUCAGCUGCACAAUCCAACUUCUCAUAGUCCAAAUUUUCCAGGAACGCAGCUGCAUUCUUAAAAAAAAAAACAGAGACAAAAAAGGAGAAAGUGCAUUUUGAGGCUUUUAUGUGCAGAUGUGAGGUAUGAAAGUAUGAGUGCGAGUCUGAAAAAGAGACAAAAACGUUAUUUUAAAACCGUUAAAUCAAAAAGGAUUAAAUAUUAACAGCUUUUACAUGCUUGUGUGUCAGUUUUUUACAGAAUAUGGACCUGACUAUUCCCUGGAGAUAAGCCCAAGCUGUAGACCAGACCGCAAUGACAGCAAACACCUGGACCAGGUCAUCAGCACCAUCAAAGGUGUGUGUUUGUGUGUGUGGAUGCACAGGUGCGUCUGUUUGUGUCUGGGAGGGUAAACAGGUGUCUGUGUGAGUGUGCAUGUGUGUGUGUCUCCUUGAACCCUCGCUCACCUAAAGCCUUUUUGUCUCUGCGUGGCUCUUUUCAUGUGCGGUUUCAUGUGUCUGCUCCUUUUCUUCUCCUCCCCGCCAUGCGACUCUUAACAUCCUUUUGUGCGUUACUCGACCGUCGACCCCGUUUUUCUUCUCUCAGAGUCUGGGUCUCGAUACAUGUGGUAUUCCCCCUUUUCUUUACAUCCAUUCAUAUGUUUGUCUGUAUAGAUCUGUGUGUGUGUGUGUGUUUGUGUGUGUGAGUUUGUAGUCAUGUGGUCGAGGAUUAGACCGGGCCUUUUGGGUCUCGGCGUUGACAGCCCACAGCACCCAGGAGAGAUCCUCCGACGGGGUGAAACUCAGGCGAAGAGCCGAGCAGAGGGAGAGUAAUUCUGAGGAGGUGAGGUCAGGAGUUUGUCCGAUCGUCAAGUUCGGUUUCUGAAUGUCAAAAAAAAAAAAGAGUCUGAAUGUGACCCGGUGUGUUGAAGUGUCAACCACAGACCGACCAAAGUGCUAAAACACCAGGACUGAAAGUAUAAACAUCUUCUGACCACAUCACAGUGUUUAAUGUUGAAAAGUUCGAGCUGUUGUUUCUUUUUAUUCAGUCGUUUAGCACAUCAAACUCUUUAAAAGUGGAAUUUAUCUUUGAAAACAUCAAAUAAACUGUCGAGGUUCAGCCUCUUUUAUUUCCAAGUAAAAAACAUCGCCUCCAGAAACUGUUUUCGUACCAUCUGGAGGAUCGGCCUCUUUCUCUGCAACACCUUUCCUCUCUGCGGUUUUUGAAUAGAUUUAUCUGCUCAAAGGCGGCACAAUGAUAGUUAUCCAGACUGUUUGUUAUUCAACCCACUCUUUAUAGGGGUGGGAGAUACUGCCAGAAAUUAGACAUUUGUACAUCCAGCCUAAAAACAAAACUGAUCAACUUGCAAUCAAACGAGGAUAAAAACUGAAAAAAUUGUUUAAAAAUGUAAGAGCAGAGUAGUUGACAGAGGAAGCUUGGGCACCACGCCACCGUUCCCCAAAAAGAGAACAUUUUAAUACUUUUUAAAGUUCAUUCAAAUGUAGAAAAUAUAUUUUACAAGAUCGAGGUAAAUAUUUUACAGCUUAUGAAUAAAAUAUUAAUUAUUAAUUAAUUAUAAUUAUUUUUACACUGUUGCGGCUUUCCUGGUACCUUUAAAAAAGAAAAAAAAAAAAAAAGAAAAAAAAAAGUCACUUGAGGCAGAGGAUAGGUCUAGUAUAUUUGCGUGACACGCAGCUGCUGUUCCAGUUCAUCAAAGUUUUCGUAGCUUUAAUAACAGACAAAACGCUUCCACGGUCAUCAGUGAUUUACACGUGCACAUCAGAUAUAAUAUGUGCACACUUUGCGACGUGUAUCAUUGCAAACAAAGAACAAAAAGCGCAGUCAACAAAAAUUACGGCUAUCGAGGCUCACCUCUCCACCCCGGUGCAGGUAAGACCGCCCCUUAUAUAACUUACCAGCUUUCAAACACAGUCCCCACAUGACCCAAACCCAGCGAAACCAAAAGUAACACAGGACAACCAAUAAGCAAGGCAACAUUAUGACUCCUACAGACACCGAAUAUAAUAACGUUGGUUAUUGUCGUAAAUUUCGGUAUCUGUAUAGUUUCGGUUUAUCGCCUAGCCCUACAUGGUAGAUCCUGUUGUCUGGGGUUGGAGUGUAAUGAGUUCCAGGCCGGAGUCUUAUGGAGAACUAUUGACAAAAAGAGCCCAGAGAUAAUGCCGUUAGAGAGGAGAUCUUUGCAGGAGAAGCUGAAAGUUAAAGAGCUUGGACCAUUAAAACCGUAUAAAACCGCUUAAUCUUGACCACUCUUGAGGUUUUCCUUCUUACCUUUAGACUAAUCGGUGAAUCAGAAUCCCGUCAAGGAUCCUCUUCUGUUUCUAAAAACACCUGAUUUUUGGUUUCCAGCGAUUCUAAACUGAAAAAAAGCGACGUGGAAAGCUCCAGCUGAGUGUGAACCGAGAGCCAAAACGGAGGGGAAAGCAUGUGUUCACAAAUUGUACCCACAUUAGAAUGGACAUGGAAUCAAUUAGCAGCUGAAACUUUAUUAAACAGAACAGCUCAUCUCAUUGUGGCCGAUGACAGAAACCCUGCUGGACACCGCGGAGGAUUAUCCAAACAGCAUUAAGUUCUGCAGCCUGAAAAAAAGCGCGCGGGUCACGUCUAAUCGCAGGAACAGGAGUUUAUUUACUGAAAUACAGCCGUGCUGUUGGCUCGCGCUAAAUCAUGACAACCAGAGGGGCUGAAAGUAGCGCCGCUCUCCAGUCAUACGGCUUUUAUUAGGGGGCGGCGGAGGGGACUGGUGGAUGCACGGAGGGAUGGAUGGAGAGAAUGAGAAAGAGGAGGAAUGAAAUACAGACGAGGGGAAGAGGGUGGUUUGUGUUUGGCUCUCCUGCAGUCGUUCCUUCUUUUGCACAGACACAUUUAAUUCGGUUUAAAGUUUUAUACCCUUGAAAUUGACAGAUUUUUGACUCAUGUCGAGGAUUUAUUCGAUCUCAUGACUCUUUUUUCCUUACAUGAGCGAGCUUUGUAAUUCCAGCUCGGCGUGUGUGUGUGUUGGAUGAAGAUGAUACCCCUAAUUCUGGACACUUUCCCUCAUCUUCACCUUCUCAUUGGGGGAAAUAUUCGCAUGCCUACAUCCAUUUCUUUUCCUUCCUUUAGUUCUUCGUCUUCAAUCCGACCUGUCACAUCUAUUUUGCGUCCUUUUCUUCUCCUUUUUGCGCUCUCCAGCUCCUCCGAAACUACUUUUUACAAAUUACUUCUGUCAAAAACAUCACUUCACCGCAGCAGCAGCAGACACCAAAACCUCGACAAGAAGCUCGCCUCGUUAUAAUCUGAAAUAUUCGAGCGAGUGUGCGUGCCUUUGUGUAUCUGCCUCUGAUUAUAUAAAGACCUACAUGUUGGCUAACUAAACUUUGAUGCACACACAAACGCAAAGCAACACACACACACACACACCUCCAGGCAAACUUAUCCACAUGACAUCACCAGGGUGGAUAAUUGUUUCUCUGGUUUGGCUGUGCUGCUUAUAAACACUGCAGUUUCCCUGAGAAACUCGCCAGUAUGACUUGUGUGUUUUUUGUGUGUUUGUGUGUGUGUGUGUUUGUGCCAACAUCUGCUCCGUCUGCUGGCACAAAGGAGGCCGUAAAGAUCUGAAUCUUAAGGUGGUAAUCUCCAAAAAUCUUUGUUUUCUCAUCUUUUUCCAGCAUGUCUAACGUCCCACAUGUCGAACUAAAACGAGACACAUCCAUCUUACGCUAGAAGAGAGAAUACGUGCCCGCUACAGAAAAUCCCAUAAUGCACCAGCAAGAAUACAAGUUUGCAAAAGAGUUUCAAAAAGUGCGUAAAAGGUUUCAUGAAAAGUCGAUUUCCUCAUGAACCUUGUCAAAAACAGGAAAGUCUUUUCUUUGUGCUUAAAAUAAAAGUUGUUGUCAUGGCAACACAAGCACACUGAUCUGCAAACACGAUUGAGUGUGCACACCAGGUCAGAGUUACCCAGGGUUUCCACCGCAUCCAGAACGGCGGCGAUUUGCGCUGUACUCCAUUUUCUACCGAAUCCGUUUGUGAGGCGAAUUUCAUGGCGGCAGGAAUCGCGAGAACUCACAAGAGAUCCGCGGAUUCACAUGCAAUCAUGCAAUAACGAGUUGUCCUUAGCCACGUAGGCUAACCAUAUAAGCAGUAGAUUGUGUCCUUCCAGAGGAGGAGAUCUACUUCUAGACUUCUAGAAUCAGCGUCUCCUCAUCCAUGGUGUCAUCGGGGUGCAAUGAAGUCUUAAAACCUUUCACUUGUUUGUCCCCGUCCGUUUGCAUGAUGUGAAUUACGAUCCGCCUGAAUUCAUCCGGCAUGCUCCGGCGUCCGGAAAAAAUAGAACUCUUGCGAUCUGCAGCGGAGUCCGGUGAUCCACAGCGGAACGGGAAGAAGUCGGUGGAAACUGACACAUUAACUUGAAUGGUUACGAUCAGCUAUGAUCGGCGGAUACAGCCUUUUCGUAGUCGUUCCAGAUGCGGUGGAAAUUGGCGGUUCGCUGGUAUCAUGUAUUAAGUAAUUGAGUAUUCUACCAAAUAUUCCAUCAAUUACUUGAGUAAUUGGCAGACUCACAUACAGUGAGAUUUCCUACGUCACAAAUCCGAGCUCCAACCCUGGAGCGCCGCAAUAAAGGUCAGACUUCAGAGGAAUGGAGAGGACAAACGCGGAACAAGCUACUUCUGAUAUUAGCUUUCAUCAUGCCCCCGAAGACAUGAGUGUCCGAGAGCUGAACGACUCAGAGGCGAAUUGCUAAUGAUCUACUGGAGCUCUGCAGAAGAAAAACCCCUCUGAUCAUUCAUUUUUUUCUGCGCCGCAAAACCGAAACUGCGCUUACUCCUCUUUCUACCACCGUAACGUAAGCGCGUUGUGUCACCUUGAAAAUAAUCAGUGCGAAACAAUGACGAUUUGAGCUUAUAUUGACAACUCGAGGCAGAGAAAAUUCCUUGAUCAAUUUUUGUAAUUGAGCUACUAGAGGAAUCAUUUUAGCCCGAAUCGAUUCUGCAUAUUGAUCAAUUCUCUAUCAACUCUUGAAAGACAUCACCCUGAACAGGUUUCUGCAUCAACAACACAAACCUCAUUACAAGUUUUACUACCUCCACUGCCUGGUUUCUUAUUGGAUCAGUUCAGGUCAGCUGACACUUCCUCCGAUCAGUCGGCAAACAAAGACGACAGCUUCCAAUCAGCACAACCAGCUAACAACAGAAAUAACGUUUAGCUAAAAUCUAUGCAUAAAUCAUAGAAAACCUUUGCUUUUCACGGACUGUAUCCUGACACUGAAGUUCCUCAGAGUUGGAUUAACGUGUGCCCGGUCUCACAAAGCGAGUGGAUUUUAUCGUUAGUAUCUACAUCAUUCUAUUCUAUCUUGACAGCUGUUUUUACUAGAUCAGAUUUAGUUUCCAAUCACGAUCAUAAACAACCUCAUUACGCCCUCCUAAUGCAGGAUAAGUUGAAGUUUUAUCUAUCCAACUGGACAUUAGCAUAAAAAUCUGUCAGAUGCGGUGUCAGAAAUAAUAAAAGCUUAAUGUUUGACUCUCUGGUGUUAAGGAACACGUUGCUUUGUCUUUUUCCUGCUAAUAAAAUUCAGAAAAAUGCCACACGUUGUAAAAACAUUAACACAACAUAAAAAUAUGAGACUGUGUGGGUUAUUUUUAGAUUACUCAGUCUUUCCGAACGUUUUCCUCCCAAACAAACACCAAGUCGUGUUUAGCGUGUGCGCGUUAAUUAAAAAAGCGAUAUUUUUUAUUAGGUGAUUGUCAGAGACGGCAGCAGCUGUCCGGCUGUGUAUCCACAACUCCCAGUGUUUACGAGACUCCGGUAGCCUGAUUUCCCCAGGGGCUGUGCGACUGUGUGUGUGUGUGUGUGUCUGUAUGUGUGAGUGUGUGUUUAGCUUCAUCACCGUGGAUUGAGAGUGUGACUGUAUCUUAUCUGUGUGUGUCAGCAUGGAGAUAUUUCAGCAUCUUUACAUCCUGCUACUCCUGCUCGUUAAUUCUUUCGGCGCUGCUGACAAGCUGCUUGUCAUGUCACUCCAACACACUGAAUAAAAUGAUGCACACUCACACACAAACACACAAACUCAGGUCGUACAAUAUGUCCAGAGAAAAUAUAUGUACAAGCUUGAAUGUGAGAAAUACCACCAUGUGUAUUUCACCCACCCACAGAUGCCGUGAUGGAUUAACGUGUUCAGGUAGUAAAUAUCAGAGGCCCCGCGGUCACUCGACACUUAACCAGAAUUUACCGCCGACAUCUGGAAAGAGAAGAGAUGCAGAAAGACGGAGGGAGAACAGAUGAGUGAGGAAGAGAAAAAUCCGCAGCUAUUCCCUUAUUGGCAUUUUCAAUUCGUCUAUGAGUCUAUAAAACAUCUGAAACAGCCAUCGAAACUUUACAAGCCCUGAGUGAUGUCUUUCAGGCUUUUUCCAACACCUUCACAUAUUUAAGAAUAUAGAGGGAAGAACCACAAUGAAGUUUUAGAGCCAAAUGGGGAAAAAUAGAAAUAGAAAUUUUGAAAAAGUUUUAGAUUCAAGAGAAAAAAAUUGAAUUUUUUUAGUUAAGUCAUUUUUUUGUUGUUUUUUUACGAUUAGCUCAAAUGUUAUUUUAUAGGAAGGAUCGACUUCUGUGCUGAACUGUUGAGCAUGGAGCCUGUUGUGUAGUUAUAUUAGCUAUUAUGUUAUUUCAGCAUAUUUCGUUUAAUCAGGGCAUGUAAUUGAAAAGAGAUAGAUCUUGAAAAUUUACCACUUUACUUUCAUUAAUUUACAACAAAUUUUUGUAAAAUUGACAAUUUAUUCUCCUGAAUUUGCAACAAAUUUUCAAAAAAUUUACUACUUUUUCCAUAAAUGUACAACUUAUUCUCGUAGGUUUACAAUUUAUUCUCAUAAAUUUACAAAAUUUUCAAAACUUUACUUCUUACUUUUGUUAACAUACAACUUGUUCCAUUAAACUUAUAACUUAUUCUCAUAAGUUUAGAACAAAUUUUUGUAAAAUUUACAAUUUAUUCUUGUGAAUUUUCAACAAAUUUUCAAAAAUGUACCACUUAUUUCUGUAAGUUUACAAUUUGUUCCAUGUAAAUUUACAUUUUUUUGUCGUAAAUUUACAACUAAUUUUAAAAAAUUUACUACUCAUUUCCAUAAAUGUACAACUUCUUCCCUUAAAAUUAAAACGUAUUCUCAGAAAUUUUAAACUAAACCCAUAAAUUUAUAAUGUAUUCCUGUAAAUUUAGAUUUUUUUUGUGCAUUUACAACUUUUUACUUUUCGACUUCAUUCUCAUAAUAUUAUAACUUAUUCCUGAAAUUUGAGCAUUUUUUUAACCCUCUGUCGUAAAUACAGGUCAUUUGUAACUUAAAUGUCCUUUUUUACCUUAAGUAUGUGAUGCUAACACAGUCAUAAGCCGUGCCUUUAAUCGUGAAUAACCCCUGGCCUCAGUGUAACAAAAACAGUGGAAUAAUAUAAAAACUUUGAGCCUGCACCAAAAGUAGUGAAAGUAGACAUUAAAAUAUGAGAAAGCGUUUAAAUUUUGCGCUAGCUCCUAGUGGACACUUGAGGAACUGCAUCUUUUUAAACUUGGCUUUAUUUCGACAGCCACUGUCACUUUCUGUCCCAGUUAUUGGAGAGUAAACCGUAAAAUCUGUUUUUGUUUAUUUCAACUUGAUGACUUUAUUUACUCCAGAGUUCAGUUUUCCACUCAGAAACCCGUCUGUUUGUGUUUGUCCGAUUUGUUUGAGGAAGAAUCCGUCAUGUGUCACCACAGGGAGCUCGGUAAAACGAAUCAGGAGGAAGAACUUUUUGUCUUUUCUCAUCGUAGAUUCCCACAACACUUGAAAACAAUCUGUACCCAGCGUGAUAACCCCCGCUGGGUUUACACUUAAAACCAGAAGUGUGAUCGCAAACAGAGAGCGAGAGCGAGGCGGAGAAUUUUCACCUGGAGGGGAAAAACAUCAUCGAGAGUUUCCACUGUUGUCGAUUUGUAGUAGUUGUUGUUGUUGUGGAAAUGUGACAUGACAGGAGCUACACAACACAAACAGGACAUCCUCCCCUCGCUGUGACAGUGAGUGUGUGUUUAUGUGUGGGUUUGAGUGUGUGUUUAAGUGUGUGUUAGUGUGCUACAUGUUGAUUUUUCCCUCAAUCAGGCAAUUUAACAUAACAAAAGACAGACAAAGCAGCAUUGUUUCCAGUGUUACAUGUAAGUAAACUGCUGACUAGACUUAAUAAAGCAGCUAUUGUGUGUGUGUGUGUGUGUCUGUGUGUGUCCUCAUGCAAAUGAAGUCACAUCGCCUAAUGUUGUCAUUUCCAUAUCCAUUUCCCUUUUUUCGCAUGCUUGUAUUUCCUCGCCCAGAUGUUAUUUUGCAUUUUCUCUGACACAGAUCUUUGUGUGUGUGCGUGUGUGUUUAAAUGUGUGUGUCUGUGUGUGUGUGUUUCUCCUCCACGCCGUUUCUUCCAUCUUUGGUUUCUCCUGGUGUCUAAUGUGUGUGUUUAGCCUCGUUUUGUACCCACUUGAAGCGAUGAAGCUGACCUUUUUCCCUUCCUCCUCCUCCUCCUCCCCUCUGUUCGGUGUGUGUGUACAUGCGCGUGUGUGUUCUUACAUGUGUGUUUUCACCUCUGUACCCUCACCCCCUCCUCUUCCUUCUCCUCCUCUUCCUCACCCCUCUCAUUUCUCUUCUUUUUCUCUUGUUUACAGGGAAUUUAAAGAAUGUGGUUUAGGAGUCCGCAGCCUCAGCCUCCUCCUCACACACACACACACACACACACACACGUAUAGAGAAGCACAGUUUCCAAACCAGGUCGAGGCUCUGCGGCUUUAAUGAAGACAAUAUGGAGCGGACCCCUUCGGCCCCGAGGCACGGAGCGAACGAGGGAGGGAAAAAAAGAGAGCAGGAGAGGCUUUUGGAAAACAUUAGGCCAGUGUUUCCAGGGGAAAACAGUUUAAUAAGAGGAGGGGAGGGGGGCGUGUGGUCGCUGUACAGUUCACUGUUUUUAAUCCUUUUGUUUUUCGGACAUAGCUCGUCUGUUUGUGUGACUGACAGAGUUUAAGUCGAGUUCAACGCGGUCAUGUGACAUUUUUUCUCCAUCCCCGGGCCGCGUUUGUGUACAUCUCAUCAGCUGGGGACGUUUUCCCUCUAAACGUUACAGCAGAUUCUUCAGGUGUCUGGUUUCACGUUCACCACCACGCCGCUGCGGUUCGUCCCCCGUGAGGUCGGGUUAAGCGCUAAAACAGACAAGUUUCCCCCCGUAACGCCGAGUGUCUGAAAAAGCUCCAGAAAGUCCUCCGGAGUUCAUGAAAACGAGGUUUAGAAGUUUACAAACAAACAAACAGAUGUUUUGACCUCUGGGCAGCAUCUGCAAAUUACACAUCUGGACGGAGUUUGGAAUCUUUGACGGAAAGUAUGCGGGGAAAGUUAGAUUUUUUUUGUUUUCCCUCUCAUUGACAGGCAGUCAUAUGAACUAGAAGAGUUAAAAUUAAAGAUGAAGUCCUCAAAUGGUCUGACAACAAGAAAUCAACAUUUGGCAGAACGACAGGUUCUUCACAAGAGCCAGGAUCAACGUUAUUCCGUAUCAACGUUAAACAGAGAAGGUGAAGUCCUCAAAUGGUCUGACAUCCCUCAAAACAAGAAAACAGUGUUUUCCAAAUCAAAAAUCAAACAUGGAAACUUUUUAGUUUUAGAGAAGGAAAGGUUUUAAAACAAAGGAGAAGCUCAAAGUUUCUUGAACAACCGAAUCCACCACAUGGUUUUAGGGGUCUUUAAAGAAGGUAAAGUCCUCAAAUGGUCUGACAUGGCUCAAAACAAGAAAUCAGCAUUUGGUAGAACGAUGGGAUCAACGCUAUUCGCCACUUUUUUCAAACAGUCAAAUCCACCAUAUCGUUUUUGAGGUCCAUGAAGAAGGUGAAGUCCUGAAAUGGUCUGAUAUCGCUCAAGACAAGAAAUCAAAGUUUCCAGAUCGAAAAUCAAACAUGGAAACUUUUUAGUUCAAAAAAAAGAUCCUGAUUCUUCCUAAGAAUCUGGCUCAAAGUUAUUCGCCACUUUUUCGAGCAACCAAAUAAAUCAAACUGUUUUAGAGGUCCAUGAAGAAGGUGAAGUCCCUAAAUGGUUGGGACAUCCCUCAAGACAAGAAAUCAAAGUUUCCAGACAUGAAAAUUUUUUAGUUGUAGAAAGAGACGGGUAAAUCACAAGGGAGGGGCUUGAAGUUUUUCGCCACUUUUCCGAACAAAUCCACCACAUCAUUUUUAGGGGUCUACGAAAGAGGUCAAGUCCUCAAUUGGUCUGAUGCAACUCAAGACAUGAAAUCAAAGUUUCCAGAUCAAAAAUCAAACUUGGAAACUUUUAAAGUUUGUCAAAAAGACCGUGUUUCUUCUUAAGAAUUGGGCUCAAAGUUAUUCAUCAUCUUUUUCGAACAACCAAAUCCAUCGUAUCGUUUGAGAGGUCUAUGAAGAAAUUGAAGUCCUGAAGUGGUCUGACAUCCCUAAAGACAAGAAGUCAAGUUUCCAGACAUGGACAAUUUUUAGUUUUAGAGAAAGACAGGUUAAUCACAAGGGAGGGGGACCUCGAAAUUUUUCACAAAAUUUUUCUUUCGAACAACUCAAUCCACCAUACCGUUUUAGGGGUCUACAAAAAGGUGAAGUCCUCAAUUGGUCUGAUGUAACUCAAGACAAGAAAUUAAUGUUUCCAGAUCAAAAAUCAAAUAUGGAAACUUUUAAAGUUUGACAAAAAGACCGAGGUUCUUCACCUCGAAGUUAUUCACCAUUUUUUUCGAACAACCAAAUCCACUACGCAGUCAGGGGUCGAUGAGAAAAAUGUCCAAACUCAGACGGCAGUAUAAACCGUUUUUGAAAUGAGUCAACCAAACUUCAUCCAGUUUGUUAUUGUCUCUAAAAUGUUAUUCAUUAAUUCUGUCGUAUUUUUUAAACGCUAAAAACCCAGAGGCCAAACGUCUCUAAAAUUAGUCCCCAGUUCAAACCGAUUAUUUUCACAUCUGUCGAAGUUUUGGAAAAUCUUGUUCCAUCCUCCCCCCAGCUGUGGUGUUUGUAAUGUGGCGCAUUAGUCAUAUUAAAGAGCUUCAACCCAACAAAUCAAAGUGAAAUGGGACCAGAAAUCUUCACAUCAUCCCAAUAAAGCUGAGGCACAUGUGGGGGUUUUGGACACAAGUGGAAACAAGUGAGUGCUAAAUGUUCGCAGCAUCACAUAAAUGUUCGACACAUAAAGUCGUCAUGCUUUCGAGUUUGGAAGUUCGUUUCUCGACCGGUGCCAAAGUUUGAGGCAUGAUACUCCCUGAUAAAUUGAUCUGCUGCCACAAAAACAAUCCUUUUAAACCCUGACGAGCUUCUUUAAAGGGACAGUGCGUAGAAAUAGAUUGGAAAUACUCCCCUUGCCCCAUGACAAAGACCAGGCGUCACUUUACCCACCAAGUCUUGUACAAAGUCUCGUCUGAGAUCAUUUUGGUAGCUUUGCAUGAUUUACAGCUAAAAAAAAAAGGUUUUGUCUUUGUCUUUGGUUUUGUCGAUUAAUGUGACGGUUAAAGAUAAGUGAGAUUAUUGACAGAAAAAUAAUAAAGAAGAUAUGUGGCAGUCUGGCCACAGGGAGCGCCAAAAUUAACCCAAACCGAAAGUUUCUCACAGAAGCUUACAACCAGGUGUCACUUUACCCCACGAGUCUCACACGAAUUAGCAGAUUUUCACAGUAAUUUACAGACGAGGAUAUAUACUAUGCUUUGCAUCAUUUACAGUCUUUGAAACCCACACGCUCUUGGAGCUUCCUCCGCUGUUGCCACGCUAUAAAUUUGUGUUUCUCUGUUGAAAAUUCUGAAAUACAGUCAUGAAUCGAACAUCUUCGACAGCUGCUGCUUAAAGAAAGCUCAAGAAAAAGCUUGACCAGAGACCUUAAAGCUCCUGCGGGUAGUUUUCAGCUAGCUAUGAAAUCAACUGAAAUAAAUAUUUAACACUUUAUAUGAUAAAUAAGGCAAAUAAAUCCAUCCGAAUGGGGACAAAUUGUUUCCUUAAAGUAAUUUUUUACGUCUGUUGGGGGUAGGUGUCAAACUCAGAUUAGCAGUGAUUUUUACUAUAAUUGUGACUGUUAAAAAAAGUGAAAUUAUUAACAGGAAAACACAAUAGAGAGGAUAUGUGGCACUCUGGUCACAGGGGGCGCCAAAAUAAACCCAAACUGAAAGUUUCUCACAGGAGCUUUAAAAGUUUGUCCAACUACAAAUAUUUUCAUUUAUAAUGGCAAAAAAUUUGAUUUUUUUUUUGUCACUUUUGUUUUAUUUUUUAAAUUUUUUAUGUGUUUUCAUGAAUUGUAAACAAAGUACACACUAAGCUAACAACAAAAUGUGUAAUUCUCAACACGUGUUUGUCUGAAAUUCCUAAAUCAACUGCCAUCAAAUUCAGAUUUGUACCGGAAUAUUCCAGCAUCGAACAUUUGAAAAGAAAGUAUUGUACACACGUUUUCUCUUUGAUUUCCAUCGUCUGUUUCCACAGAUUGACUUUUGUAAAACUGUUUGUGUGUUCUGAUGUACAUACCAGGGGUGUUUUUUCUGAAAUAAAAGACAGGAGAGUACGUUGUUGUCGUUGUGUGUCUCUGUGGUGAUUUACGCAGUGUGGGUCGGUUAAUAGAGGAGAACGCUUGAAAGGGGAACCACAAAUGUCGGCCAGUUUCCUUUAGAAGUGAUGUUCCUCAAAUUAAUGGCCUGGAAAUUCACACCAAAUGUCGGAGUCACCAGCCAGAGCUGGCAUGUGCUGCACAGAAGUGAGCCCCUUUGUGUGUGUGUGUGUGUGUGUGUGUGUGUGAGGAUUCCCUGUGAUCUUUAUGAACACGACUGCGGUCACCUCGGCGGUUUGAGCCCAACGUACCCGAAGCAAAUGAAACUCAUUACACCGUUUACGAGUUAGAAAAAGUAGAGACGAUUGAAAUUCUAUCUUGUAAACUCGGGGGAGGAGGAGGAGAGCGGGGGGUUUACACGGUACCGGGUGGGGGGCUGUAAACAUGAGAGACGUGAGAGACUUGUGUGUUUGUGUAAUUUUUGUGCUCCACAGAGUCAAAUUAGAAAAACUCAGGGGGCCCCCGAGAGGAUUGAAGGCACCGCUGGAAUCCUUGUGUCGCAUUUUCCCCAAAAGCAAAAAGAUUGUGUUUCAUGACGACCCCGUGAAACAAAAAAACAAAAAAACUGGUCUUUCUCUGCUUGUUUGCGGCUGGAAUUGUCGGCCAAGCAAAACAGAAAACACAACAACACAAAAAUCCCAACGAGCUUGUGAGGCGAUGGAUCCGUCUGACUCAUGUUUUCAGUGGUCCGGUGUCUAAUACGGGCAGAUUCCAGUACCAGAACUUUCCCAUGUCAUCGGUCUCCACUGACACUUACAGCACAUUGAAUGGUGUGGUGUCUCUGGAGUUAACAUUCAUGCUGGGUUACCUCACGGUUCAGUCCCUGGUCUCUGUAUGUGGGUUGCUUUUAUAACAUGAAAGUAGGUCCAGUUAAGGGGACCUGGUUUGGCCUAGUUCUUCAAUUAAGCCUCACAAACAGAGGCUAUUGCUGCGUUUCAGUUACCUCAGACAUCGGAGCUGGGAAUGAAGCUACACCCAAGUUGACAGCGUUACAGUUAACAAGUCGGAAAACUUAGAUGGAAGCCUAAAGUUACCCAUCGUUAGCUGUUGUUUUCAAUUGACAGCUGUCGUUGGCCGUUGUCAGCGGUUGUUAGUUGUUGUUAGCUAUACCAGUUGUAAACAAACCAACUUCAGGGGGAUAUCCCAGAUGAAUUUGCCGACUCUGAGCUUGGAAAUCCCGACUUCGGAGGACAACUGGAACACAGCAUUAAACCCAGCUUUAUGUAGUUCAUCUUUUAAAUCACCAUGGAGAUGGUCCAAAACCCCCCGUUUUGCUUACCGGGAUUCCACCGCAUGCAGAUCCGCUACGCUCC